UUUUAUAUGUUUUUAUUCAUUGAACACCAUAUUGUUUGUGCUUUAUUGUCAUAGUGAUGGUUCAACUCAACCCAACUGAAAUAAGCAUGGCCCAAAAUGUUUCUCUAAGACGGUCGGACGACCGCGUGCCUUUACUGUCAAAUAAUGGUCGUUUUCGUGAACCGCCACUUCGACACCUGUGGCUAGGCCUCCAACGCAGCUCCUGGUUCCUGAUCGCCUUUCUCGCCGUCUUCAUAACGUACCUAUCUCUCGGUGCCUUAGUCUUUAGUUCCAUGGAGCAGCCCCUCAAUCGCCAUUACCGUCUAGAUAUACGCAAUCGCGUCGAAAAAUUUCUCUUCAAAUAUCCAUUGAUUCCAGAACAAGAAUUAGACGCAUUGUUAAUGGAUGUUGUCCAAGCGACAAAUCGUGGAGUAGCUGUGACUCGAAACGUCUCUUCCGAACCCAACUGGAGCUUUGACCAGUUCCUCUUUUUCGCUGGAACUGUUGUCACGACUAUCGGUUAUGGACACGUAACGCCCCUAUCUGAGGGAGGCAAAAUAUUCUGCAUCGUGUACGCAUUGAUCGGUAUCCCUAUGACGUUGAUGCUCUUGACAUCCCUGGUGGACCGACUUAUGGUUCCUAGUACCUGGUUGCUACGCUACCUCAAUGCCAAACUAGGCCAUCUAUACCAGCCGUUCAACAUUCGCGUCUUCCAUCUUCUAGUCAUCGCCACUGUCCUAGUCGUUUUCUUCUUUCUGGUUCCGGCUGGAGUUUUCAACGUUUUGGAACCCGACUGGAAUUAUCUCGACUCCAUUUAUUAUUGUUUUAUUUCUCUCACGACGAUUGGAUUGGGUGAUUAUAUCCCGGGUGAUUCGCCCUAUCAGCCACUCAGACCACUUUACAAAAUCGGAACAACCGUCUACUUUUUAAUUGGUUUGGUCUUCAUGGUACUUACGCUGACCGUAUUUUACGAAAUUCCCCAACUCAACGUCGGUUCCGUAUUUCUCCUGAAAUCUGAUGAAUAUUUGGCAAAUACGUCAACUGACGACUCGAAAAAGGCACGGAUUCAGGGUGGCCCUUCUCUCGGCAUAGUAAUGCCCUCGUCACUGGGCUCCAGCACAACCUCGGCUGUACCAUUCGGUAGCUAUGGGGCCGGGUAUGGUGCAAUUGAAGAAGAAUCAGGUCGACCCAGCCAUCAGAUAGUUCGUGUUAAAUCACGCCGAGAAGAGGACUCACCUAGUCGCGAAGACACAACCCCUGUUCACAUAAGACCUUAAGACGAAUUUUCAUUUGAAAACCCAGGACCUAAUUCCUAAUUCCA
This is a messenger RNA of Daphnia pulex (common water flea), 1300 nucleotides long. RefSeq names its product potassium channel subfamily K member 1-like. Gene Ontology annotation, biological process: stabilization of membrane potential; potassium ion transmembrane transport. The transcript has 5 exons. The coding region runs from base 57 to 1256 and encodes 399 amino acids. Gene Ontology annotation, cellular component: membrane. Lineage: Eukaryota; Metazoa; Arthropoda; Branchiopoda; Diplostraca; Daphniidae. The record is from RefSeq and is a predicted model, not a curated record. Gene Ontology annotation, molecular function: potassium ion leak channel activity.